AUGACGGCCGGUCUUAAGACAAUAAUUGCUCUUUCUUUUGUCCUUGCGAUAGGAUUCCUCCUCGUCAUCCUCUCGGCUGCGUUAUUCCAUAACUUCCUCACGCUCAUCGUUGUCGCAACCUAUGUGGUAGCGCCGCUACCCAACUGGAUAGCUGGAAGAUGUGCCAAUCCAGAUGAUUUCAUUGAGAGCAAUUCAAGUGCAUGGCUGGACCUGGGCCGAUUUGUUACGGGGUUCCUGGUUGUGAUGGGCAUUGCCCUUCCAGUCCUCCUAGCACACUGUGCACUUAUCCAAGUCCCAGCCAUGGUCAUGUCAAUUAUCGGAGGUUUGCUGAUAUACGGGACUAUCAUCAGCUUUUCCCAGUUUUUCAAGGAGGAGCAGGACUUCUAG
Messenger RNA from Capronia epimyces CBS 606.96, 387 nucleotides. RefSeq lists its product as uncharacterized. The record is from RefSeq and is a predicted model, not a curated record. The transcript has 3 exons. Bases 1 to 387 code for a protein of 128 amino acids. Lineage: Eukaryota; Fungi; Ascomycota; Eurotiomycetes; Chaetothyriales; Herpotrichiellaceae. Gene Ontology annotation, cellular component: endosome; Vps55/Vps68 complex. Gene Ontology annotation, biological process: late endosome to vacuole transport via multivesicular body sorting pathway.